Molecule: messenger RNA, 1350 nt
Organism: Morone saxatilis (striped sea-bass)
Lineage: Eukaryota; Metazoa; Chordata; Actinopteri; Moronidae
Product: potassium voltage-gated channel subfamily H member 7-like
Biological process (GO): membrane repolarization during action potential; regulation of heart rate by cardiac conduction; potassium ion transmembrane transport
Cellular component (GO): membrane
Molecular function (GO): inward rectifier potassium channel activity
Source: RefSeq, a predicted model, not a curated record
AUGCCGGUGAGACGGGGCCAUGUGGCGCCCCAAAACACUUUCCUGGAUACCAUCAUCCUCAAAUUCGAGGGACAGAAUCGAAAGUUUAUCAUUGCCAACGCGCAGGUGGAUAAUUGUGCUAUCAUCUUCUGUAAUGAUGCCUUCUGUGGGAUGUGUUGUUACACCCGGGCGGAGGUCAUGCAGAAGCCCUGUACCUGUAGCUUCCUGUAUGGACCACACACCAGGAGACCAGCGGUGGCCCAGAUGGCUAAAGCUCUGCUGGGAGCAGAGGAGAGGAAGGUGGAGAUUGCUCUCUACACUAAAGAUGGUGCUGCUCUUCUGGGUGCUGAUGUAUUACCAGAGAUAGAGCUGCAGACCUUCCCAGGGAUCCAGAAGUGGACCAUCCUUCACUACAGUCCAUUCAAAGCUGUGUGGGACUGGGUCAUUCUGCUCUUAGUGAUUUAUACAGCCAUAUUUACUCCAUAUUCUGCUACAUUUCUACUAAGUGAGCAGGAGGAAGCAGCCAUGCAAACCUGUGGUUACUCCUGUUCACCCCUCAACGUGGUGGAUCUUAUAGUGGACAUCAUGUUCAUCGAUGACAUCAUCAUUAACUUUAGGACGACAUAUGUUAACUCCAAUGAUGAGGUGGUGAGCCAGUCUUCUCGCAUUGCAGUCCACUACUUCAAAGAGUGGUUCCUCAUCGACAUGGUGGCAGCGAUUCCCUUUGAUCUCCUCAUCUACCGCUCAGGAGAGGAGCAGACCACCACACUGAUUGGCUUACUGAAGACAGCUCGGUUAUUGCGAUUGGUUCGUGUUGCAAGGAAGUUGGAUCGGUACUCAGAGUACGGUGCAGCUGUCCUCUUCCUCCUCAUGUGCACCUUUGCCCUUAUUGCCCACUGGCUGGCCUGCAUCUGGUAUGCCAUAGGUAGUGUGGAGAGGUCAACCUCAGCUGGGAUUGGCUGGUUGGACAAUCUGGGCGAGCAGCUGGGGAAGCCAUACAUUGACUCAAUCAUUGAGUCGGGUCCUUCCAUUAGAGAUAAAUAUGUCACAGCUGUGUACUUCACCUUCAGUAGUCUGACCAGUGUAGGCUUCGGGAACGUCUCCCCAAACACCAACUCUGAGAAGAUCUUCUCCAUCUGUGUCAUGCUUAUUGGCGCUCUGAUGUAUGCCAGUAUCUUUGGUAAUGUGUCAGCCAUUAUCCAGCGGCUAUACUCUGGUACGGCACGCUACCAUGCCCAGAUGAUGAGAGUUCGAGAGUUCAUCCGCUUCCACCAGAUCCCUAACCCUCUGAGACAGCGACUGGAGGAUUACUUCCAACACGCAUGGUCAUACACUAAUGGGAUAGAUAUGAAUGCUGUGAGUAUGAUCUAA